CCCACUCUUUUCAACCUCUAGAUAUUGAAAUCAAGAAAAGGACUCCUGCGUUUCUGUUCUUCACACGCGAACGAGCUGAAACCAAGAGUAGCUAACAAUAUUUCUGGAGAAGCCAUUCAUCUCUUAAAAUGUUGAAGUCAGCUUUAGCUUGUCAACCGUUGGCACACUAUUCCGAUUUCGAUACAACUUCAGAAAGUGGCCUGUCUGAUUUAUCCUAUGUUCAUCCUUACCGUCCCAAGAAAUGUUUUGCAAAGAAUAAAACAGUAAAAGCUAAUCCCGGUGAAAUUAGACUUGGAGCAAGAGCUAUGCGAAGAUAUGAAAAUGAAGUAUACUUGAAUACACUGGCUGUAAUUACAGAGACGGAUGGAGAUACUAUUGAUGAUUGGCCGGACAGUUUGAAUUAUUGCUCAGCAUUUACUAAAUUGUUUGAAGAUGAAAAUAUUCGGGAAGUAUGGGAGAAAUUUAUCCAACUCUCUGAAAGGGAACAAGAAAAGCUACUCAAAUCACUUCGUAUAGAAAGUGACGGUGACGGUGACGAUGAUGAUGAAGAAGACGGUGGUAUUAGUGAUUACGACGAAGUUGCAAAUGAUGAUAUGGUCUGUACUUUUACACCACCUCAGACUUUAUCUAAACGUAGUACGAAGCAUCGUUGUCGACGAGGAGAUAAACGUGGAAAAAUGAAUAAGAAUGCCAUGAAUUUAUUGGAGGCUGAUCUUGCACUGAAUGAAUCUUCAAAAUCUGAAGAAAAUACUGACAAUUUAGACGCUAAUACUCUUUCCAAUGAAUGUCGUCUAGAGAUUGAACAACAUAUUCCUACUCGUCUACUAUCCUUAUUAUCAAAUUCACCGAAUUCACAUCAUUCAAAAAGCAAUCGAAAACGUGUUAAACGUGCUCUUACUCCUAUUGAUAUUUGUUUGUUAAAAAGAGUAGAAUUAGAGUUAAGACAACAUUUUUUUCAAAGAGAACAAGUGAAUAGUAUUGCAAAACGUUGGACUCCAUCAUUAUCGUUAAUAUCAUCUCAGUCAAUAGAAUCUUCAAGUAACAGUAAUAAUAGCAAUACUACUAGCAAUCGUGUAACACACUCUAAUUUGCUAUGCCUUGAUUCAUUUCAAAGAUUGUUAGUUCAUUCAAUAGCUACCUAUUUGGGACUGAGUUCAUAUAGUACUUGGUCUAACUCAUUAGGUGAACGUCAAUUAUGGGUAGAACAAGUACCGGAAAGACAUUAUUGUCAACCGCCAAAACAACAUUUUGUUACGCUAAUUCAACACAAAAGACAACUGCUGGAUUUUAGUCAGUCUUAUUCACCUAGCAUGGGAGACCUAUGAUUUGAUUAUGUGACCGGAACGCAUCUGGUUUUGUGGUGAGAGCUGGCUGUUAGAUAAAAUUGGUGGACAGUAAUUUGCGUCAGUGUUUAUGUCCCCAAUAUAGAUCGUGAGAAAAAUGAGAACAAAGGCUUUGCGUAAGCGGAUACAAUUAGCAGAUAGAUGAUCUGACAUUCAAGAAACAGUCACAAAUGGAUGCAAGGUUACCACCUUUCUGUGAGAAACAACCAAUUAGAAGACUGUGUUUUUCUGCUAACAAUAAUCUAUAAUAAUGUACAUGAAAAUAUAUAAAUAUGUGUUGAUUUCCAUAAUAAUUGAUCUGUUGCCUGGCCGUUGUCUUCUGUUGUUACAGUUUGUAUAGCUGCUUAACGGCAUAGUUGAGGGAAUUUUUGAGUCUUUUACUUUAUUAUUGUUGAAUAGAACCACAUAGAUGUUAUGACGUAUAACCGUAUUUUAGCUGUCUUUGUGUGUGUGUUUCAAGUAACUUUUGAUCAGCUAUACAGUAAGUUGCGAGAAUCGGUUCGCUGGUUUCAGACCACAACAAGUCGAUUUGGGUUGUUGCAGAGGUGAAACCUGUUCUAGGUAACGACAAAGCGACUAAAUCAACUUAAAAUUGUAUAAGAAGAGUGGAUAAUAUUAAUAAUAGUAACCUGCUUUAUUCCAAAAACAGUACUUAUAAUACAGAAUGGAAUUCUCUGCAUUUGUCACAAUAUUGCAUCUAAUUUACUCAAAAUAUAAAUAAAAUUAAAAAUUUUAAUAAAAGUAACCAGAGGAAUUUGUUCACAUUUAUGGUAUAAAGUCAAAAAUAUUCGAAGCACGAAUUGAAAAUAUUAAUUUUAAUAAUAACAAUAACAGUGAGUUCGUUUCAAACCGUAUUGUCGACUCAGUUUGGAAAUUUUAGCAUGUUAUAGAUUAUUGAAUCUAAUGUUCUGUUGAUGUAGUAUAGUGAGGGGAAAUACAAAAUUAACAGUUAUUCACACAGCUUAGAUGAUGUUCACACCUAUGAAAAAUAAAUAAAUAAAGACAAAAAUUGAGAGAGAAGAAACAUUGGCACAGAAUAAUCUGGAUCCAUUUUAUUUCGUUGGUUCUCAUCAGCUGCAUACAACCUUAAUUUUUUAAUAAAAAUAAACAGUGUACAAUUUUUAACAAACCUUUGUCCAUUAGCAAGCAUAGUGUCAGAGCGUCAUGGUGAAAUAAGGUGUUGAGAUUUACAGGGUGUCUAAAGUGUUACGACAUAUAUAUGUAUAUAUCUUGUUAGAGAGAAGUUUCUUGAAAAAAUGUUAACAAUCCACAACAAUUAGGGAUAUCAUUGGUGAUAAUAAUCACCAUUGUCUGACUCCUAUGUUCACUCUAAACGCCUCGCUGAGUUUUCCGUUGUGGA
Messenger RNA from Trichobilharzia regenti, 2703 nucleotides. NCBI's taxonomy places the organism in Eukaryota, Metazoa, Platyhelminthes, Trematoda, Strigeidida, Schistosomatidae. The record is from the annotation of a GenBank genome assembly.